AUGGCGAUUCCAGCAGAUUGGAGUGGCGUUAUAACGGGGAUGGCGCCAAGAAAUAGCAGAAGUGGCGAUAAAAUAAUGAACAGCAGCAUAUCCAAAUCGGUGCUAUUAGCAAUUUUGCUGUGCCUUUACACGGCACCCUCCGCAGUAUCAUCGGAAGUUACAGUGAUCACAGAUCCGAAGUUCAGCGCUCCUAUCGCGAACGUGACGGCGGCCGUUGGACGAGAAGCGACCCUGACGUGUGUAGUUCAUGAUCUAGGUGCAUAUAAGGUCGCGUGGCUACGAGUGGAUACGCAAACCAUUCUGACUAUCCAGAACCAUGUGAUAACCAAAAACAAACGCAUCGGGAUUACUUACACCGAGAAGAAAACUUGGCAGUUGCGGAUACGGGACAUUCGUGAGAGCGAUAAAGGCUGGUACAUGUGCCAAAUCAACACCGAUCCGAUGAAGAGCCAGAUGGGAUAUUUGGAUGUUGUAGUACCUCCGGAUAUUUUGGACUAUCCUACCAGCACCGAUAUGGUAGCACGCGAAGGAAGCAACGUUACCUUACGUUGUGCAGCUACCGGAUCGCCAGCGCCUAGUAUCGUCUGGCGCAGGGAAGGAGGCGAAAACAUAUCACUGCAGGAUGGCGAAUUAGUUUCAUCCGUUGAGGGUUCAUCAUUCAGUAUUCCGAAAGUGAAUCGCCUGCACAUGGGAGCUUAUCUAUGCAUCGCCUCGAAUGGAGUACCCCCAUCUGUCAGCAAACGCGUCAUGUUGAUAGUUCACUUUCCUCCCAUGAUCUGGGUACCAAAUCAGCUGGUUGGAGCCGUUGAGGGACAACGAAUGACACUGGAAUGCCACUCGGAGGCGUAUCCUAAGUCAAUCAACUACUGGACGCGGGAAAAAGGAGAUAUUGUCCCACAAGGUGGCAAAUACGAACCGGUGCUGAUAGACAACGCAUACAAAGUGGUGAUGAAGCUGAGCAUCAAGGUUGUGAGCCAGGCCGAUUUCGGCGCGUACAAGUGUAUCGCUAAAAAUUCCCUCGGGGAAACCGACGGCACCAUCAAACUAUACAAACUCCCAAAAAGUGCAAUCAAUUCGAUCGAGCCACACGAAGGACGAAGAAAAAAUAAAUCCCGCAAAGGCCAUAAUUUUUACGAAACUAACGAUUUAAUUGACGACGACGCUGAAAGUACUAGUAAAAGAAAAGAUUUGAUAGUUGGAGGGAGAAAUGACGACAGUUUCGAAAUAUCUAGCUCUGGUGCUGACUGGUUACCAUUUGGCCGUUUCAAGACGGUACCCCUCCUGCAGGUUGCGUUGCUGAUAAUUACAAUUCUGCCAACAACGGUAUGA
Molecule: messenger RNA, 1329 nt
Organism: Sabethes cyaneus
Lineage: Eukaryota; Metazoa; Arthropoda; Insecta; Diptera; Culicidae
Product: lachesin-like
Exons: 10
Coding region: 1-1329 (442 amino acids)
Cellular component (GO): neuron projection
Source: RefSeq, a predicted model, not a curated record